Molecule: messenger RNA, 408 nt
Organism: Lolium perenne
Lineage: Eukaryota; Viridiplantae; Streptophyta; Magnoliopsida; Poales; Poaceae
Source: RefSeq, a predicted model, not a curated record
AUGGCGGGCUUUCUUCAGCAGCAGGGGUUUCAGUCUACAUGGUCCGACGCCUCCCUGUUCGUGUACCACCAGGGCGCCGCCACUGCAUACCUCCUUCUGUAUAUCGACGACAUCAUCCUGACUGCUUCCUCGACGGCUCUUCUGCAGCAAAUCACUGCUCAGCUCAGCGCUGAGUUCGCCCUCAAGGACUUGGGGGCCCUCCACUACUUCCUCGGCAUUGAGGUCGUCCGCACCGCCACCGGGUUCUUCUUGCAUCAGCAGAAGUAUGCGCAUGAGCAGCUGGAGCGCGCCGGCAUGCUUAACUGCAAGCCCGCUUCCACGCCUGUCGACACGAAGGCCAAGGUAUCCGCCGUUGAGGGCUCUCCGGCGUCCGAUGCUGCCUUCUAUCGCUCCGUCGUUGGUGGUUGA